AUGUAUUCUCCAAAGAGAGAAAAACCGAUAUAUGGUUCGUUCGACAACAGAGAAGCCAUCGAUAAGGUGAUAGUAAAUUCUGGAAUACAAUUAUCACAAAAGGUACCCUACAAUAUUGGCUUCCCACCGCUGUUAAGAG
Acaulospora morrowiae is the source of this 139-nucleotide messenger RNA. Lineage: Eukaryota; Fungi; Glomeromycota; Glomeromycetes; Diversisporales; Acaulosporaceae. The record is from the annotation of a GenBank genome assembly.